Molecule: messenger RNA, 903 nt
Organism: Colletotrichum truncatum
Lineage: Eukaryota; Fungi; Ascomycota; Sordariomycetes; Glomerellales; Glomerellaceae
Source: RefSeq, a predicted model, not a curated record
AUGCCCGACGUCGAGAUGGCUAGAAAUGGCGAGAAGAAAGGAGGAGAGGAGGAAACCGAGUAUCGACCCGUGAACUGGAAGAAAAUCUUCUUGACGCCGAAAUACAUACCUUUUCAUCUCCUCGGCAUUGGCAUCCUUGUUGCCACAGUUUUCAUCAGUACCCAUCAUGAUGAGGUCGUCGCGAAACUGAGGCCGUUUUCCGAAAAAGUACGAGAGAUUCCUGGUGGAUUCCUCAUUCCGAUUGCCAUUUUGAUUCUCAUCUCAUUCCCUCCACUUUUCGGCCAUGAAAUCGUCGCGCUCUUGUGUGGUGUAGUCUACGGUCUGUGGGUUGGCUUUGCCAUUGUGGCUGCAGGUACCUUCCUCGGAGAGAUUGGGACUUGGUUCGCUUUCAAGUAUACGCUGCGGCGGAAGGCUCAGAAGCUGGAGAAGACUAACCUCAACUACGGUGCUCUGGCGCGAUUGACUAGAGAUGGCGGUUUCUGGAUUGUUUUCAUCAUUCGAUUUUCCGUCAUCCCGUCUCACUUCUCAACCGCGGUGUUUUCGACUUGCGACGUCAAAUUCUGGCACUUUGCUGUUUCAACCUUUUUGACUCUUCCCAAGCAGAUCAUUCUGGUAUACCUCGGAGUUCUUCUCGUUGAAAAACAGAAGAACAACACCAUCAAGAACGUCGUUUUUGGUGCGACAUUCGUUUUGACUAUUGCUCUUGCGGGUUACAUCUGGGUGAAGAUGCGGAGGGUGAAGAAGCAGUUGCUUGAGGAGCAGGAACAUAGGAGAAUGCAACGUCAACUCAAUGAGCUACCACAAAAGGUAGAAAUAGACGCGGUCGAGACGGAAAUCAUUCCGUUACAGCCUGGGUUGGUUCCGGCCAGAACAGAGAGGCCAGGACCACCACAAUGGAUCUGA